AUGCGCAGCCUCACUCUGGCUGCAUCACUGCUAGCCGUCGCUACAGUCGCAGCUCAGACACAACAGCAACCAUUCUCUUUACCGUCCACUUCCCAAAACCGCAUCACUUUCGCUUCCGCCUCCUCUUCGACCUGUUCACCGGCUACAUUUUCCGGUCAAAGAGUCGUCCGAUUCACCACCACUUCCCCCCAACAGCACCGGUCCCUCAUCCAUGAGGCGCAAGGUUGGGGGCUAGACAUCUGGGCGGCUCGUCUAGGUGCGGCUUGCGGAGAAGGACAAGAGGGUGGAUAUGGAUGUGUUGAUAUACGCUUGGCGUUGAAUGGUCAUAAUGAGGAUCCUUCUGUCGAUUCAAUGCGCGUCGGUUCCGAGGAAUUGAUCCAACGUUUGUUGGAGCCUUUCGUGCGGGAAGGGAGGCCCAAGGUGAUGACGAUGAUUGAGGAUCUGGGAGAACUGGUGGAUUCGCAGCGCAGACCGACGGUGGAGGGAAAGAGAGGGGAUAUGGUGGAGUGGGUGAUGAAGAGUCAAGCGUGGCACAAAGACUAUCACACAUACGAAGAGAUCACGGAGUAUAUGAACAUGUUGGAACAAAGCUAUCCUACGCAUGCACAAGUGGUGGAGAUUGGAAAAACGUAUGAAGGAAGAGCGAUUUUGGGGUUGAAGCUUUCGAAUAACCUCACCACCGAGGCUCAACCAUCGUCGAACGCAGAACAGCAACCUCUAUCCAACCGGGAUCCGCUCGCCGAUGCACCACAUAAUGCUACUUGCCUCACCACGGCAGGAAAGCUAGGAAUUGUAAUUACAGCAGCUCAACAUGCUCGAGAAUGGAUUUCCACUUCCACGUCUCUCUUCUUCGCUUCAGACCUCCUCUCUGCUGCUCUUGGUCCGCCCGACCCACCUUUCAACACCACUCACCACUUGCAAGACUUGAUCACGAUGAAGAAGAAGAAAAACCGCAAAGGCAAGAAAGGGAAAAAAGGGAAAAAAGGGAAAAAACAUGCCCAAACAUGGACCAAAUCCUCAGCCCGAGCGAUUCUCUCGACCUUUUCCAUCACCAUCAUCCCCAUCUCCAACCCGGAUGGCUAUGUCUACUCCUGGACUAAAAACCGAAUGUGGCGUAAAAACCGUCAACCAAACCACUUCCCCCCCGAUCUUUUCUGCAAAGGUAUCGACCUGAACCGCAACUACGACUUUGCUUUUUCUCCCACCUCCCCCUCCUCCUCCUCCUCCCCCUGUUCCGAAACCUACGCCGGCCCAAGCGCUUUUUCUUCCCAGGAAGCCAAAGCUAUUGCAAACUAUCUCGAAAGCGAAACUAACAACAUCAGAGGCUACUUUGAUUUGCAUUCCUACGGACAAUUGCUCAUGUACCCCUACUCGUACGACUGUAAGCGGGCCGUACCGGACGAAGAAGACUUGCUGGAGAUGAGUCUAGGCGCAGUAGCAGCAUUGAGGCGUGUACACGGGGAGAGGUUUACAACAGGUAAGAUCUGUAGUGUCUAUGCUCCCGGAGGUGGCAACAGUGUCGAUUGGGCCUAUGCGAGUACGAGGAAAGUAGACCAAGGGGAGCAAGGAGGGAAGAACAAAAUAAAGUGGAGUUUCAGUGUCGAGUUAAGAGAUGGUGGUACUUAUGGAUUUUUGUUACCCAGCGAACAGAUUCUUCCCGCCAGUGAGGAGGCAACGGCAGCAUUGGCUUAUAUGUUGGCUUUUAUUGCUAAGAAGGAUUCCCGUUUGAGCUCAUCAAAGCCUUCUGUGUAA
Messenger RNA from Ustilago hordei, 1752 nucleotides. RefSeq lists its product as uncharacterized. Gene Ontology annotation, molecular function: zinc ion binding; metallocarboxypeptidase activity. Bases 1 to 1752 code for a protein of 583 amino acids. Lineage: Eukaryota; Fungi; Basidiomycota; Ustilaginomycetes; Ustilaginales; Ustilaginaceae. The record is from RefSeq and is a predicted model, not a curated record. Gene Ontology annotation, biological process: proteolysis. The transcript has a single exon.